This is a messenger RNA of Volvox carteri f. nagariensis, 252 nucleotides long. RefSeq lists its product as uncharacterized. Lineage: Eukaryota; Viridiplantae; Chlorophyta; Chlorophyceae; Chlamydomonadales; Volvocaceae. The record is from RefSeq and is a predicted model, not a curated record. The annotation marks the transcript as partial. The transcript has a single exon.
CCUGGGAGCCGGGGGCCUGGAAGCCUGGGACCCUGGGAGCUUGGGAGCCUGGGGGCCUGGGAGCCUGGGAACCUGGGAGCCUGGGGGCCUGGAGGCCUGGGAGCCUGGGGACCUGGGAGCCUUGGGGCCUGGGAGCCUGGGGGCCUGGGAGCCUGGGAGCCUGGGGGCCUGGGAGCCUGGGGAUCAGAAAGCUUGGGAGCCUGGGGGCCUGGGAGCUUGGGAGCCUCGGAGCCUGGGGGCCUAGGAGCUUGA